GCCAGGCGCUGCCCAACCAAACAGUGCGGGCAAAGCUCGUGCCGCCUCCAGGGAGGGUCUUGCUGCUCUCUGCCCUCAUGGCUUUUGCCCCCAUGGGCCCUGAGGCCUCGUUCUUUGAGGUCCUUGAUCGCCACAGAGCUUCCCUGUUGGCUACCCUGAGUAGAGGCGGCCAGGAGCCCUCGGGACAGGGGACUCGCAUGGCCUCUAGUGCUGAGGUUCUUGCAUCUAUAGAAAAUAUCAUUCAAGAGAUUGUCACAAGCUUGGCAAGGAAAGAGGCACCUGCCUUCAUCAUAGACAACAGAUCAAGCUGGGAAAAUAUAAAGUUUGAAGAUACUGUGGGUCUUCAGAUGGUAUCCCAUUGUACCACAAGAAAAAUCAGAAGUGAUUCACCAAAAUCAGUUCAAAAAUUUGCUCUAAUUCUUAAAAUAUUAUCCAUGAUUUAUAAAUUAGUACAGAGCAACACUUAUGCAACCAAAAGAGACAUAUAUUACACUGACAGCCAACUCUUUGGUAAUCAGACUAUUGUGGACAAUAUUAUUGAUGACAUUUCUUGUAUGCUGAAAGUACCAAGGAGGAGUCUACAUAUUUUGUCAACAUCCAAAGGGUUAAUUGCUGGCAAUUUAAGAUAUGUCGAGGAAGAUGGCACCAGAGUGAGCUGCACCUGUGGUGCCUCUGCUGUUGCUGUGCCAUCUAACAUUGAAGGAAUUCGGAACUUAAUCACAGAUGCAAAGUUUCUGUUAAUUGUAGAAAAAGACGCAACGUUUCAGCGGCUCCUAGAUGACAACUUCUGCAACCAAAUGUCGCCAUGCAUCAUGGUGACGGGAAAAGGAGUACCUGAUUUGAACACGAGACUUUUAGUCAAGAAACUGUGGGACCUGUUUCACAUUCCUGUUUUCACACUGGUAGAUGCUGACCCGUAUGGCAUAGAAAUAAUGUGCAUCUAUAAAUACGGAUCUAUGUCUAUGUCAUUUGAAGCUCACAACCUCACGGUCCCAGCUAUUAGAUGGCUUGGCCUCCUCCCUUCUGAUAUUAAAAGGUUAAAUAUACCUAAAGAUAGUUUGAUUCCACUUACAAAACGGGACCAAAAGAAACUUGACAGUAUCUUGAAGAGACCUUAUCUUACCUGCCAGCCGUUUUGGAGAAAAGAAAUGGAAAUGAUGGCAGACUCUAAAAUGAAGGCGGAAAUCCAAGCUUUGACCUCCCUGUCCUCAGAUUACCUUUCUAGAGUAUACUUACCCAACAAAUUAAAGUUUGGCGGAUGGAUAUGAAGUGACACGGCUUACUACUACUUUUAGUUGGUAAACCCUGUUAUGGAAAGAGUAUAUGUCCUCAGCUCUGAAAAAGUAGAACAAAACAAUCUUUCAUUAUAUGUUUUGUCAAAACAAAUGCUAUCCUCUAAUUUUCUUCAGAAAGCUUUAUUUUACCCUCCACAGAGCUUGGUUGCUCCCCUAUAUUCUAAAACAAAUUAUAGAAGAACAUACGUUAUUUUGACUUUUAAAUUGUACUUGAAAGAAUAUUUUACAGGUCAUAAAAGUCUAUAAAAUAUUUUCUUUGUCUUCUACAAUAUAACUAAUGUUCGGCAUGAAGUAGUUUAUUAUUAGUAAUAAUAAUAUAAAUUUGAGCUGUUGCAAAGCAA
This is a messenger RNA of Chinchilla lanigera (long-tailed chinchilla), 1636 nucleotides long. It is a transcript of the gene Spo11, whose product is annotated as SPO11 meiotic protein covalently bound to DSB. Bases 78 to 1268 code for a protein of 396 amino acids. The transcript has 13 exons. Gene Ontology annotation, biological process: meiotic DNA double-strand break formation; reciprocal meiotic recombination; meiotic DNA double-strand break processing. The record is from RefSeq and is a predicted model, not a curated record. Gene Ontology annotation, molecular function: DNA topoisomerase type II (double strand cut, ATP-hydrolyzing) activity; DNA binding; ATP binding. NCBI's taxonomy places the organism in Eukaryota, Metazoa, Chordata, Mammalia, Rodentia, Chinchillidae. Gene Ontology annotation, cellular component: nuclear chromosome.